AUGCCUCCUAAAGCAGAAUUAUCAACAUUUAUUGCGGGAAGAGACAGUGCAAUAGUUUCAUUGAACGACUUAUUAGAAGAAUUCCACGUCCAAGUUGAACCGGUAUGGAGUACUCUUGAAUACGUAGACAAAGAAGUCGAAUCUAAAUAUAGAAGUGUUAAAAAGCGGCAAGAAAAAAUUGCCGACAGACUUGCUGAAUAAGUGUCAGAAGAAUCACAAACAAAGAAUCAGUAAUCGGCGACGAAGCCAAAGCUAAUUUUUUAAAAUGCGAAGAACAGUUCGUCAUUUAUCAAAAAUCAUUCGCGACUGAAAAGCCGCGGUUUAAACACGAAGCGCUUGAAGCAAUGACAUUAGCAGUAACAAAAAUGACCAAUGUUUUGAGUUCGCAAAAGUACGCAAGCCACGGACUAGAGAAAUUGUCAGUUCUUGCGCAACUUGGAAGUACGAAUUGUCAAUUCUGGUAA
Molecule: messenger RNA, 464 nt
Organism: Pocillopora meandrina
Lineage: Eukaryota; Metazoa; Cnidaria; Anthozoa; Scleractinia; Pocilloporidae
Source: the annotation of a GenBank genome assembly